AUAAGACUAUGAAACAACUAUAUAGCCCCUCCAUGAUCUAUUAUCACCGCUAUAGCACUUAGCCAAUCUUCUUCAUUCUUCGCCAGCUUUCUACAUAUAAUUCUUCAUCAACCACUUUAUUUAGAUCCAAAAUCUGAUUUCCUAGGUGGUAGUGUUUGAAUUUAGAGGAGAAUGGAAGGUGGAGGAAGCUAUGGGAGUGAUCUCGACAACCUUAAAGCAACCGAGCUAAGGCUUGGGCUGCCGGGGACCGAUGAGCCUAAGAAGCUACCAUCGAUGCUCCCUAGGAGUAGCAAAUGGGCAAUCUUGGAGGCUACAAAGAGAAGUUCCUCGGAGAUCAAGUCAGUUGAGAAAGACCAAAAACCAGCAGCAAAGGCACAAAUUGUGGGGUGGCCACCAAUCCGAUCAUAUAGGAAGAAUAGCUACCAAGCAAUGAAGAUGGAGGCAGAGACCACUGGAAUGUAUGUGAAGGUGAGUAUGGAUGGGGCUCCUUAUCUGAGGAAAAUUGAUCUCAAGGUCUACAAGGGGUACAAGGAGCUCAGAGAGGCCUUGGAGGAUAUGUUCAAAUGCUUUUCCUUAGGUGAGAUUUCAAGGAUGGACGAAAGCAAUGUGUAUGAAUAUGCUAUCACGUAUGAAGAUAAAGAUGGGGAUUGGAUGUUGGUUGGAGAUGUUCCAUGGGAGAUGUUCCUCUCCUCAUGCAAAAGAAUGAGGAUAAUGAAAGGAUCUGAAGCAAAAGGCUUGGGUUCAAUCCCAUGACUAUUCCCACCUUGCAUUAGGUAUUUGAGAGAGAUGAAAACAUGUCAGGGACAUGUUGGCUUCUAUUUUUGCUUGGUUCUCCAAAUUCUUGGAAAUUUCUCGGAUGGAACGCUGGACACUGGAUCUCUUAUGCAAUUCGUCUCACCACCAAAACCAGAUCCAUAGAGAAAAAAGAAAAAAAAAAAAGAGAGGUUGUGCUACGAGUUUUGCAAUAGACUACUCAAAUCUUAGGCACCAUUUCUAUUAUGCAAUUGUAUAAAGGAAAUUAAGGAAUUCUACUCUUCUUUUUGGUUUUGUUUUGGUACAAUCUUUCUGCUUUUUUGAUUUUGUUAAAAGAAUAGAAAUGUCUGAAUUUUUUAUGGGCAUGUAUUUAUAUUAUCAAAGCAAAUGUAAGAGGAA
Molecule: messenger RNA, 1152 nt
Organism: Elaeis guineensis (African oil palm)
Lineage: Eukaryota; Viridiplantae; Streptophyta; Magnoliopsida; Arecales; Arecaceae
Product: auxin-induced protein 22D
Biological process (GO): regulation of DNA-templated transcription
Cellular component (GO): nucleus
Source: RefSeq, a predicted model, not a curated record